CCGCGGGGCAGCGGGGAGCCGAGGAGCCAGCCGCCCGCGGAGCCGGGACCCCCUCCCGCACUUCUCUCCGACGAUGCCGGACGAAGCCACGGAAAACGCCGGCUCCACCUCCGCCCGCGUCUCGUCCUUCUUCAUCGAGGACCUGCUGGGCAGCGAGGGCACGGCGGGCGGCGGGGCGCGGCGGGCGGCGGGCGGCGGGCGCGGGGGUCCGCGCUGCGGGCCGCACUCCCCGCUGCGCAUCGGCGCCCCGGGCUGCCCCCUCCGCGACGCCGCCGUCGGCUGGUACCGCCGGGCACACGCCGCCUUCCUGGGCUGCGCCAGCCCCGACACCAGCGACCGGGACUCUCCCGAGCUGCCCGAGGAGCCGGCGGAGCGGGCGGGCGGCGGCGGGCAGGCGGCGGCCAGAGCCCCGGCGGGCGGGCGGCCGGGGCCGGGCGGCCGCGAGGAGGAGGAGGAGCGCGGCGAGGAGCCGGGAGAGCCGGAGCAACGCGCCGCCGGCCGCAAGAAGAAGACGCGCACGGUGUUCAGCCGCAGCCAGGUGUUCCAGCUGGAGUCCACCUUCGACGUGAAGCGCUACCUGAGCAGCUCCGAGCGGGCCGGGCUGGCCGCCUCGCUGCACCUCACCGAGACCCAGGUGAAGAUCUGGUUCCAGAACCGCCGCAACAAGUGGAAGCGGCAGCUGGCCGCAGACCUGGAAGCGGCCAACCUCUCCCACGCCGCCCAAAGGAUAGUGCGGGUCCCCAUUUUGUACCACGAGAACUCGCCGGCGAGCGCCUUGGGCUUCACCCUGCCGCACAUGUCGCCCCCCUUGGUGGGCUUCUCCAGCGGCGUCAGCUAUCCCCUGGGCACCUUCCCCGCCGCCUCCCUCCCUUUCCUACGGUCGCAGAUGACAGGACUCGUCUGAGCGCCCACCUCUGCCGGGACAGCGGCCCCCUCGCCCCCUCCCUCGGCUUCCAGCUCCACCCCCAGUUCCUACACGGACUUUUUAUUUUCAACUUACACGUUUCUUGAUUUUCUGCUUUUUGACUUUUUUUU
Passer domesticus (house sparrow) is the source of this 1035-nucleotide messenger RNA. RefSeq names its product homeobox protein HMX1. Bases 74 to 904 code for a protein of 276 amino acids. NCBI's taxonomy places the organism in Eukaryota, Metazoa, Chordata, Aves, Passeriformes, Passeridae. The transcript has 2 exons. Gene Ontology annotation, molecular function: RNA polymerase II transcription regulatory region sequence-specific DNA binding; DNA-binding transcription factor activity, RNA polymerase II-specific. The record is from RefSeq and is a predicted model, not a curated record. Gene Ontology annotation, biological process: negative regulation of DNA-templated transcription; regulation of transcription by RNA polymerase II. Gene Ontology annotation, cellular component: nucleus.